Messenger RNA from Adelges cooleyi (spruce gall adelgid), 950 nucleotides. RefSeq lists its product as uncharacterized. The transcript has 2 exons. The record is from RefSeq and is a predicted model, not a curated record. The coding region runs from base 198 to 677 and encodes 159 amino acids. NCBI's taxonomy places the organism in Eukaryota, Metazoa, Arthropoda, Insecta, Hemiptera, Adelgidae.
UGACACACAAAUCUCCGUCAUUCAGUGCGAAACGUCAUUAAGUCUUGUAAUUAUCCGCUAUAAAAACGAACACCACACACACUGACUAGAUAAACUUUUAGUAUCAUUUUUCAGUUGGGCUCACGUCAACCCGCUCAGACUGCUUAAGAGCACACGCAAUAAUCAAAUAAGUAGUAUUUAAAUAAAUAAUAAUCAAAAUGAUCGUAAUCGGUAUAAUGGCGUCGUUAGUCUGUCAAAUGAACGGCCAACAUUUAGCUCGCCAAGACCGAGAAGCUGUGGAUUUGGAAGCAAUGCCGUUGAAUAAACUAUUGGAAAUGAAGAAAGCGCUUAAGCCAACGGAUUUCCCCUCAAGCCGAACGGAAGAGCCCGUCGAACAGAGUACACGUUUGCCCAACGCUUUAGCUCUGCGACGAACAGACUUUUUAGAAUCGACUGCUGGCAGUUCAGUGCAAACGGCAUUUCAGAUGUCGUUGACUGUGCUGUCUUUCUUGGCGUUCGGCGGCUACGUGAUCAGCUUGAUCGCUCAGAAUAUGCGCAAGCCCACUCAAUUAGACGGUAUGACGGCCCCUCAAACUCUGAACAAAGUGGUGGUAAAUCAAAACAGGCGACCAUUCAGACCCUCUGCUACCACAGCUGUCGGUUUUGGCCGGCGCAAACGGAGUCGGAGAUACACUUGAACCGAUGUCGUACACUUGUUGAAAUUCAAAACCCUAAAGUGAUUAAAUUAUUACAAAAUUGUUAUCCUAAUUGCAAAUACUAAUAAUUAAUUUCACGUUAACACAUAAAUCCAUAUAAAAUUGCACUCUCUGCAUUUUUUGAUUUCAUAUUUUGACAAACCAAAUUUACUUUCUAAAUUAUAACCCCUUUAGUACCUACAUCUUGAGCACGUACGCCCAUUACCUUUUCAUGAGCGAACAGAUUCAACAUGAACUCGACGGGUUUUAUAUGGU